Messenger RNA from Zychaea mexicana, 800 nucleotides. RefSeq lists its product as uncharacterized. The transcript is spliced from 6 exons. Bases 275 to 502 code for a protein of 75 amino acids. NCBI's taxonomy places the organism in Eukaryota, Fungi, Mucoromycota, Mucoromycetes, Mucorales, Lichtheimiaceae. The record is from RefSeq and is a predicted model, not a curated record.
AUUUUUAUAAUAUACGAAUCUUAUCUAGGACUUAUCAGAAUCAACAAGCUCAAUAUUAUAUUCAUCGAGGAGAAAAUAUACCCAUGACGCCGAGAAUAAGAAGCUUUUUCAAUGCAGAUCAGACCAUCAUCGGGCAUGACAAAAAGAAUUUUUCUUUUUCAUUGUUCCACCAAAUGUGGGGUUGAUUAAAAAGAUAAUCCCAUUGCAUCUGGCUGCUGUGUAUAUCAUCAUUGGAAUUAAAAGUCUUGAAAUCUCGGCGAGUACAACAGAGAGCAUGACUUUCUUAGCAGUGAGUUAUUUUGCGCUGACUCGUGCACACACCAAUAUUUCAUUCGUAAAUAAGACCCUUUCGUUGAUGAGGCAAGCAAAAUGUGUAUCUGUAAGAUUAAAGUGUAUUGUGACUGAUCGGGUAGUACUGGGCCUUAUAUAUGUAAUUAUAGAUUUAAAGCAGUGCACCUUUGUCCAAUCCCUCAUGACAACUUGUGCUACUCAUGAAAUUUGACGAGCGUGCCUAAUUUAUUUCAAACAUUAGCAAAAUGGAAUGUCAUUGAAGCUCGUCACUCAACCCUUGUACAGCGUGUAAACAAGUAUGAUGGGAUCUCGAAGAUCCAGCGAAGAUAAAGAGACUCUGUGUUGUUAAGUUUUGAUCUUUGUACGCACGGUGAUACCAGAAAGCAGUGUAGUUAUGCCAGCAAUCUGAGGAAAAACGACCCUAGGAACACUUGGAUGCCCUUGAACCAGAAAUAUACAUCGUAAACAACCCAUCAAACCAUCAAUAUUAUCGAAUACACAAGAAAGAA